This is a messenger RNA of Salpingoeca rosetta, 1429 nucleotides long. RefSeq lists its product as uncharacterized. The coding region runs from base 26 to 1336 and encodes 436 amino acids. The transcript has 2 exons. Lineage: Eukaryota; Choanoflagellata; Craspedida; Salpingoecidae. The record is from RefSeq and is a predicted model, not a curated record.
CACACACACACACACACACACACACAUGAUGGGGCUUGGGUACAGCCAGGCGGCGGAGCGUGCGUGUGACGUGUAUGUGGCGAGAAGGCGGCGGUUUGAGGCAAGUCUCAAGGCCACCAGUCACGACGCGCAUGGUGGCAACCGCAGCAGUGGGAGUGAGGCAAGCGCCGUCACGGCCGUCAGCGUGCGGGAGCGAUCAAGGCAGCGGCACCGCCCAAAGCGCAUCUCCGUCACCAGCGCAGGCAGCGGACCAAGCCCGCCACUGCAGCGGCAGGGCCGGCGGCAAGGCGUGCGGCCUGUUGGUCGGACGCGCAGCAACGGCACGCGGGGGAGAAGCAGCGGAGGAAGUAACGCCACCAGUCCGUUCUCCCCGCUCACGCCCGGCAGCGGGUCAUCCUCGCGGGUGCUGAGCAACUCGCCAAGCCUGGACGAUGGUGGCGGCAGCGGAUAUGUCGUGGGCCACGGCAGACACAGCCAGGACCUGUGGCGCGUGCCAAGCCAAGAUGUCAGCGAGGGGCACGCCACAGCUUCAACUUUCAAACCCAGCAACACGAACACCAACACCAACAGCACCACCAACACCAGCACCAAAACCAACACCAGCAGCAGCAGCAGCAGCAGCAACAACAGCCAUGGCAAGAACAAGAUGGACAGCGUCCCGAACAAGGAUGGCCCAGCAAGUGUGUCGACGACGCCCGCCACUUCUCCGAGCUCACCUCGACGCUUUCGAAGGCGAUCUUCCACCAUCUAUCCGGUAUCUGAUGUGUCUGCUGCUGCGUCAAACGCUUCCUCUCCCUCAAUGCUGCUAGAUACUGCUUCUUUGGGCACAGCGGAACAAGUUAGGGAGGGUUCCAUCUCGGCGCAGGACACAGUGCUUCCAGGUAGCGCAAGCACAGAGCGCGAUGGGUCGCCGCAGCCGCAGUCGCAGUUUUAUCAUGUCGCAAAUCGGCAGCGCCGCCGAACGUGGUCGCAGGGCGUCACAGUUGCAAAUCACAGCAGCCCCAACGACCACCAACACUACCACCACUCCCACCAGUCACACACGCAGUCGCAGCACUUUCAUCUCCACCACCACCACUACCACUUUGACCACUUUGCAUCAGCAUCAACGUCGCUCUUUUCAACAGCAACAUCAACAGCAGCAACAGCAGCAACAGCAGCAACAGCAACGGCGACGUCCGCACAAGGCGGGGCGGGCUUCUCAACAGUCACAGCACCUGCAUCCCCAUCGCCAACACCAGCCGCCACCACGACGGUGCCGGUUCGCCUUCGUGCUCGCCGCCCAAGUCGCCGCGCAUCGCAGCCAACGCCGCUUUCCCUCAUUCCGGAACAUUGACGAAUAUCUUCCAUCAAUAAUCGAGCCAAAUCAAACGCGCAACAACAACACCGUUUAGUGGAAUUAGUAGACUUGGCAAACGGUUCACGAGCA